AUGGGUUUUCUCUGCGGAGGUUGGUCUGGGUUCUUCCUCGAAGUGAUGUUGCUGUCCUUCCCAGUUGGAAAGGGGAAGGCUGAGGCUGGGGGCUUUGAAGAACCAUCGAACUGCAGGAUCCUCGAAUGCCCAUCUUACCAGGUUAUCCACUCCCAGCCAGAUCUAGAGAUCCGGAGCUACAGAAAGGCUACGUGGGUCGCCUCCCCUCCCAUAACCAGCUUCUCCUACACCAAGGCCUCUAAUGCCGGCUUUCUCGAGUAAGUCGCUCUCUCUCUCUCUCUCUCUCUCUCUCCCCCCCCCCUCUCACUCUUACUCACUCUAACGACGAGUAAUGCGAAAUGCGCAGGCUUUCGGCAUAUAUUCAGGGGUGGAACGACCAAGUAGCGAAAGUGGAAAUGACGGCACCGGUUCUCGUCGAUGUCACGCCGUCAACGGGGGGCCUCUGCAACUCGACUUUCGUGGUGAGGUUCUACAUGCCGCAGAAGUACCAGAACGCUCCCCCGUCAUCACCAAAAGUAGACCCCGAGACCUGGCCAGGGCCGCACUACGCCGCCGUGAGGCGCUUCGGGGGGUUCCUGAAUGACGUCGACAUUCCCGCAGAAGCGGCGGCGCUGAGGAACAGCCUCCGCGGCAGCCCCUGGAAGGCCGCCACCGCAAGCGAGGGAGGUGCGGGCACGUCCACGUACACCGUCGCCGGCUACAAUUCCCCCUUCGAGCUCAUCGGCCGCGUGAAUGAAGUAAUGUUCCUGUUCUGA
Spirodela intermedia is the source of this 755-nucleotide messenger RNA. The record is from the annotation of a GenBank genome assembly. Lineage: Eukaryota; Viridiplantae; Streptophyta; Magnoliopsida; Alismatales; Araceae.